GACCUUCUCUUCUUAACCCCCUCUCUCUCCCUCUCUCUCUCUCUCUCCCGUACCCAAAACAAACCGCAAGUCCGCAACCAGAGAAGGCCAAGCUUCUCUCCUUCUCUUCCUAUAGAUUUCUGUACGGAAGAAACCGAAUGCACCCAAGAAAGGCCUCGAUGCCUGCCAGAAAGCUUUUUGGAGAUCAAUAAUGGCGGUCUAAUCGGUGCUCUCUCUCUCUCACUUACUCACUUGGAAAACAUAUCGACUUUCAAGUCUUGAACUGCGUUGAUUCUCCUGCCCCUUUUCCCCUCAUUUGUUUUUCUUUCGGCUUCCUUGCGUUACUGUUGAUUCAUUCUCUGCUGUCGCAAUCCCCAGCAUUUUCUUCGUAUCUGAUUCGAAAAAGCGCCAAUCCAUUGCUUCUAACCACCAGUGUUUGACAGUUUUUUAGAACGUGUUUUGAGAGUAGUGUGAUUAUAUUCGAGUUCUUCCAACUUUUUGACUGUCUAAUCGAGAUUUGAUACUUACAACCGACCAGCUUCCCAUCUACCUCGAAUAUUUGAGCGUUAGGCGCUGGACUGGUGGAUUAAUUUUGUGGCGGAUUUCGGACAAUGUUAGGGUUUCGUCGACGGGACUCCGACAGUGAAGUCAGUUCCGGAACCCUAAACUCAAGCCAGAGCUCGAUGAGCAGCGCCGAUAGUUGCGUCAGUUUCAGCCGAUUGUCGUUUGAGAAUCUGGAGCUGAAGUCGGAGUCGCCGGAGAACUUAUCGCUGAAGCCACACCGGUCGUCGGACUCCUCGUGGCAGGCCAUACGAUCCGCCGCGUUCCGCCGGAAGGCGGGGCUAGGGUUCCGCGACUUCCGGCUGGUCCGGCAGAUCGGCAGCGGCGACAUCGGGAGGGUCCACCUCUGCCGCCUCCGCAGCGGCGGCGAUGACGAUGACGACGGCGGCGGCGGGUUCUACGCCAUGAAGGUGGUGGACAGAGAAAUGUUGGCGAUGAAGAAGAAGAUUCAGAGGGCGGAAAUGGAGAAGAAGAUUCUGAAGAUGGUGGAUCACCCCUUCUUGCCGACGCUGUACGCCGAGUUCGAAGCCUCGCAUUACUCCUGCGUGGUGAUGGAGUACUGUUCCGGCGGCGAUUUGCAUUCUCUCCGCCACAAACAUCCUCUCAAGCGCUUCCCUUUGAGCUCCGCAAGGUUCUAUGCGGCUGAGGUUCUCGUAGCCCUAGAGUACCUUCACAUGUUGGGAAUCCUUUACAGAGACCUGAAGCCCGAGAACGUCUUGGUCAGAUCGGACGGUCACAUCAUGCUCUCCGACUUCGAUCUCUCCCUCUGCUCCGACGCUACCCCGGCCGUUGAAUCGCCGGACUUGUCCCCGGACCCCUCAUCACCCCGGGCCACACAGUCCCCCCGUACUCUCACUCCAUUUUCAUGCCUCUCCAAACGGCUCUUCCGCUCAAAGAAGAUUCAAACGCUGUCAACGAACCGGCUGUUCGUCGCCGAGCCGGUCUCCGCCCGUUCAUGCUCGUUUGUCGGGACCCACGAGUACGUGGCGCCGGAGGUUGCCUCCGGGAGAUCCCACGGCAACGCCGUGGACUGGUGGGCCUUCGGAAUCUUCCUCUACGAGAUGAUCUACGGGCAGACGCCGUUCGCCGCCGACACCAACGAAGCCACGCUGCGGAACAUCGUGAAGAAGCCCCUCACCUUCCCGACUGACUCGCCGUCCAGCGCAAGUGAAAUGCACGCGCGCGACUUGAUAUCGGGCUUGUUGACCAAGGACCCGGCUGGUAGAAUCGGGGCACGGCGCGGGUCGGCGGAGGUGAAGACCCACCCGUUUUUCAAGGGCUUAAACUUCGCGCUGGUACGGUCGCUGACGCCGCCGGAGAUUCCGGGUUUACGGAGGCAGAAAACGACGACGUCGCGGCAGGGUACGAAUGCGAGACAACCAGCGGCGUUCGAUUACUUCUGAACCGCGGGAUAAGCGCCACGUUUGAGGAGUUUACUCCCGAUUUUGUCAGCCGGCAAGGGUGUAUAUAUAUAUAUAUAUAUCUGUGCGGAUCUUUUCUAAAAAUGAAAAAACAAUCUUUUUCCGCUUUGAUUUUAAUGUAAUAAUAUUAGGUAGGGGGAAAGUUAUUGGCAGAGAGUUUUAAUAUUUAGGAACCAUGAAAAUAUAUAUAUAUAGAGAGAGAGAGAGAGAGGGGGAGGGGGGUGAAUUAGUGAAUUAAUGGAUAAUGGAUUUGCACGACAA
Molecule: messenger RNA, 2222 nt
Organism: Diospyros lotus (date-plum)
Lineage: Eukaryota; Viridiplantae; Streptophyta; Magnoliopsida; Ericales; Ebenaceae
Product: protein kinase PINOID
Exons: 2
Coding region: 591-1943 (450 amino acids)
Biological process (GO): protein phosphorylation
Cellular component (GO): cytoplasm; nucleus; plasma membrane
Molecular function (GO): ATP binding; protein serine/threonine kinase activity
Source: RefSeq, a predicted model, not a curated record